AUGCAAAAGUGCUCCCAAUGUCCUUCUCUGUGCACGUACCGUGACGCGGAGAGUGACAAGAAUGCCAGCAGACAUCGAAGUCUAGCAGCUCAAGAAGACCAUGUCGCAAAAGGCAAGAUUUGGCCUUGUGCUAAGCAGGGACUCCAUCACUUAAAAGAGCUCAACUCUUUGAGAUUGAGCACCGUUGCGUUGAUCAGUGCUGCCAUCACUGCCUGCGGAACUGCUGGAGGAGACCGGAAAUGGUCUGCUGCACGUGAGUUGCUGUCGGAUGCAAGACAAGCUUUUGUUCGUUGCAACAUCAUCGUGACAAAUGCCGCAAUAUCAUGUUUUGAAGGUUGCCAGGCUUGGCAACAGUCCAUUUCCAUGUUGGCUUCUGCACAGGCGGAGGACCUGCGCCCUGAUACCAUUACAUACAACACAGCCAUCCGGAUCGCCCAGCAUAAGACUUGGCCCUGGUCACAGGCGUGUUUCUUGCUAUGCGACCUGAGAGAGCGAGAGCUUAAGGGCGACUUGAUCUCGCGCAACACUGCCCUUACCGUUUGCAGAGGGGCUUGGCAAGAGGCACUGGUGAUACAUGCUGAGAUACAACACUACGGGCUGGAAGCAGAUGUUGUUACCUGUGCUGCCACUAUCAGUCUUUGCGAAGGGUUGAGGUGGACGCUAGGUCUUUCUCUUGUGAAGUGCCUGGUUCUGAAGCAAAUACGCGGGAACACUGUUGUUUACAACAGCGCUAUGACGUCUACCCAGAGAGCAGAAGAUCCAGGCCAUGCGCUUGGCUUGUUCGAAUCGCUUCGACCUCAAACUCUCCGUCCAAGCCUGGUUUCCUGCAACGCCGUAUUAAGUGCCUUCGAGAAAUCUCAGAGCAAGUGGAAGCAAUCUCUGGCUUUCUUGCGGAAUUGUCUCCGAACAAGUUUCCGUCUCGAUGUCAUUUCCUGCAACUCUGUGAUAUCUGCGGUUGAAAAGUCCGGACGAUGGCAAGAGGCCUUCUGUGUCUUCAACACCAUGGAUGCCGUGGAUAUUGGACACGAUGUAGUGUCAUGUAGUGCCGUGAUAUCUGCAUGUGAAAAACCCAAUAUCUGGCAGAGCGCGCUGCGCUUUUUGGCGAAGAUUGAGGGAAGCAGCCUGGAGGCUCACACUAUCAGCUUCAAUGCUACAAUAUCUGCAUGUGGGAGCCAAGAGUGGCAGCAAGCUUUGUUGCUUCUUCGAAGCAUGCACCACAAGAGCCUUCAAGUUACUGUUGCCAGCCUGAAUACUGCGAUCAGUGCAUGCGACAAGGGGGCAAACUGGAAGCAAGCUUUAGCUCUCUUGGCUUGGCUCUACGAGAUUGGAGUGAAACCGGACGCCAUCACCUACAAUGCCGCAGCCAGCACCUGUGAAAAGUGUUCCAGGUGGAUCGCUGCACUGCAGCUUUGCAAGGCCCUCCCAAAGGUCCAGAUCCCACCAACUACGAUUACUUUCAAUACGGCAAUGGCUGCCUGUGGCAAGGCCGGGCAUUUGCGCCUGUGUCUUCAGCUUCUCGCGGAUCUAGUGCUCGAGCGUUUAGAGGCCGACGUCGUGACUUACAGCACGGCCAUCAGUGCAUGCGACCCGCAGGACUGGCAGACAGCUUUGUCUUUGCUGGGACAGAUGGAGCACACUGGAUUGGAGAUAAACUUGAUGUGUUAUUCUGCUGCUUUGCAGGCCUGCGGACGCAGCACGCAAUGGCAGCGAGGGCUGAUUUUGUACUCGAGGUUUGAACGAUCACAAUCAGUCUCGCGGUUUGAUGUGGUACCUAUUAGCGCAGUUCUCGAGAGUCUUGAGUCAUCACGUCAGCAGCUACUGCUAGUUCAGCUGCUGCCGCGUGUGGAAAUGAUGUGCUAUCAGGGGAUGCAGUGA
Messenger RNA from Symbiodinium necroappetens, 1875 nucleotides. NCBI's taxonomy places the organism in Eukaryota, Dinophyceae, Suessiales, Symbiodiniaceae. The record is from the annotation of a GenBank genome assembly.